Molecule: messenger RNA, 753 nt
Organism: Ectocarpus siliculosus
Lineage: Eukaryota; Phaeophyceae; Ectocarpales; Ectocarpaceae
Source: the annotation of a GenBank genome assembly
AUGCACACCUCGAGAACGGACGACUACCUGUCGGCCGUCGAGCCCAACACAUGCCGGAGUACGGGCACUCUCUUUGAGGACGGCGAUCUGGCGCGUCCGAGCAGUGCCCCAGCCUACGACCUCCCUGCGUACCAGUUCGACGGGCGCACCGCCCUCAUGUUUGGUGAACAAUCCAGCCGAGGGGUGAAUGAGUGCAAUCGUGAAAUAACCCGUAGCUUGCAGAGGUAUGACGGUGGGAGCCGUGGCCACGGCCGCGGCGGCCAACCUUCGUACGAAGGGCCUCCAACGGGUACGAAACAAGACGCAUUCAACGGGCCGUUUGGGCGUGAAGGACGCAUUAGCCGCAACAGCAGCACGACCAAACCUUUGGUUGGGAGGUCGAAGCGCUUCGAUAAACCAUCGUGGACUCGCGGCGAGCAGCAACUGCCGGGGCGGGGCCAGGUGGGAGCAGCGAGUAGAACAAACGUAGGUGGCGGUGAUACUGCUGCUCCGCCGGGAGGCUUCCGACAAAGCAUCGUGGAAGACGUGUUCAGCUAUGCUAGGCACAACCGUGUCCUGGACCUCGAGAGGAUGAUGGAUCAGGGCGUCCCGGCUGAUGUGCGGGACAGCCACGGCAACACCAUUCUGAUUGUGGCAUGUCAAAACGGGCACAAGCGGGCGUUGAAGGCAGCCUUGCGUCAUGGGGCUGAUCCAGAUGCUAGCAAUGCCCGGGGAAACACGGCCCUCCACUAUUGCUACGCGUUUGGUGGGUGA